Stegastes partitus (bicolor damselfish) is the source of this 432-nucleotide messenger RNA. Its product is annotated as cartilage intermediate layer protein 2-like. The transcript has 5 exons. The record is from RefSeq and is a predicted model, not a curated record. The annotation marks the transcript as partial. Lineage: Eukaryota; Metazoa; Chordata; Actinopteri; Pomacentridae.
ACUGGAGACUGGGAAACCCUUGACAGGCUUCGCAAAGAUCACCCUGGAAAGAUCUGCCCUAAACCAUCAUCCCUUGAGGCCCAAACUCUUUCUGGACUCAGUGUGGCUGCAGCAGGGGAUCUGAUUUAUACAAAUUAUCCAAUUUCAGGAUUCGUCUGCAAAAACGAGGACCAACCCAAAAAGAUGUGCAAUGACUAUCGUGUUAGCUUCGUCUGCCAUCCCCCUACAGAGUGUGUUGGACCAAGUCAUCAUCGAGACGAUCCCAGUGGACCAGGAGCAUGUGACACAACUGAGGCGAGCACAGAGCAGAACUUCUAUGCCUACAAUCCAACUCAGGGAUUUAUUUGCCGCAACAAGGACCAGAAGUCUGGCAAUUGCCGUGACUACAAAGUUGGGUUUGGAUGCCCGUGCAAAUACUGAGGCCUGACUAUA